Messenger RNA from Ceutorhynchus assimilis (cabbage seed weevil), 6756 nucleotides. The record is from the annotation of a GenBank genome assembly. NCBI's taxonomy places the organism in Eukaryota, Metazoa, Arthropoda, Insecta, Coleoptera, Curculionidae.
CGAGUACACUUUUUAAAAAAACGAACUGUAAAUUCAAGCAAUUUUGUUUCAAUAUUAUUCAUCAUUUCCAACAAUUCCAUCAGAAAUAAAUCAUCAAAUAAGGCAACGAAUCAAAAUAAAAAAAAGUUAAAAACACUAGUAUUACACCGAUCUUAAAAAAGAAAACGCUAUUUUACGCUAGGGAGAAAUGUAAAUACGAAACCUAACCUCACUUAAAUUUUCCCAUGCUUUUUGUUUUGUGUGUGUUUAUAUAUUUGUAUUUUGUAUUUUUCUUAUAUUUUGAGAAUGGUUAAGCCACAGGUUACUUAAAAAUAAUAUUAUCAGUUAGUUUUGCUACAUGAAAAUCAAAUAAAACAAUAAAUUCGCCGUGUAUUUAAGAAUUUCCAAGUAGUUUCAUUUUGUAGUUUUGUGCAGUGUGGCACAAUGUCUACGUCUCUAGCAACCCAACUACAGAAUCUAGCUGUACCGGCUUCCAGUGUAUUCAAAAAUGACAAGAAACGCACCACCCUUCUCUUCGACCCCAAAGAGGCUGCUGCCAUCAGCGGUGAAGUUAUCUACGAAAUCGGUUUGGAAGGUUUGGAGCAGCUGAUUUUAAAAAAUGAAGAUUUUGAGCAAUUUAAGCUGUCCCUGUUCCAUGGUUCAUCAAAAGAUUUCGACAGAAAUGUUCAAAGCAAAGAGGACAAUAGCAAAGUCAAUAAGACUGUUAAGAAGUUUCUCGCUUUGCUAGCACCGUAUGUUUUAUUGAAUCCUGCUCAUAAAGCAUUAGAAUGGCUAUUUCAUAGAUACACCAUAAACGAACAUAAUCGGCAAGAUUUGAUUAUGGCAUUUUUGCCCUAUUAUAAUUCAAAUAUUUUUUCGAGAUUGAUACAAACAUUGAAGUUUAAAGACACUAACGAUCCGUUUUGUUUUCUGAAAACCGUUCAAAAGUCUGGCAUGCAUUUGCAAAGAUUGGAUUUGUUUUAUCAAGCCCUGUCAAAUGGCAGCAUCAUGAAAUAUUUGACUAAAUUUAUGAACCAAGUAAUUAGUGCCCAUAGUAAAAACUAUAAUGCUUUGGCCACCCUGUUCAACUUUUACUCAACAGUUUUUUGCGGGGCUAUUGAAUUUGCCAAUGAACUUACUGAGCCUUUUAUAACCCAAAUGCUCCCCCUACUUUUAAAGGGGCUCAACUCGCCUAUUCCAGACUUUACUGCAGCUUCUUACGUAAUUACAGCCAGGCUACUAUCCAAAGGACAAUUAACAGAUAAAUUACUAAACACUUUUGUGGAAAAAGUAUCCGAGUUGAGCUGCAGCUCUUUGAAACUGGAAGCCACUUUGUUGCUGGUUUUAAUCUAUCAGUUGCAGAAGCAAUAUGAAAAUUUGCCUCAAGAAGCUUUGAUUAAUUUGGCUAAAACCAGUUGGGUGGUUGAAUGCUUGGGAUAUUUGCACGAAAAUGGAAACUGCGUUUAUGGGUUUUUGAAAGUUUUGCUGCAAAAGGCUAUUUGUGGAGGAGUGCAAAAGGAUGAAGCUUUGUGUAGGAAAUUGGUGGCGGAACUUGUUGAAGUGAUUGAAUUCGAUGGAGAAUUUUUGAGGAUGUUUUUAUGUUUUUUAUUGAACACCGUAGACGAAACAACCAUACAAAACCAUCAACUAAACAACUGGCUUUGUCUCGUCGUCAAAAAUCUGGAAUCAAAAAGCUCUUCUACCCUAGAUUUAGCAGUCAGUGAUCUUCUAAAAGACAAAACCACCACUCCGUCAAAAAAGGCAAUUGCAAAACUAAUUUUUGGUAAAGUCAGCGAUUCUUAUGCAACAAAAUUCAAAAUACUAGACGAUUUGUACGAAGAAAAAGGUCCUGUAAAAGCAGAAAUGCUUAAAUCUAUUGCUGGAUUAAUUGGCAAGUUGAAACCGUCAGAUCAGUAUCUUUUCAGCAAUGUACUGUGUGAGAAACUUGGCAGUGAAGAUCCAAUUGUUGUGGAGAGUACACUGGAGCUUAUAAAUAGUGCUGAUAUUGCUGACAUGCACUUAAUAAAAAUGAGCUUUGUUGAAUUAUUCAAAAGCGACAAACUUCCUAAAAAAGAGUGGCAGAAAUCCUAUAUUCUUGCUACCAAAUUCCUACUUAAGCAAGAAGAAUUCAAUUGGGAAACAUUCAUUUUAAUAUUUCCUGUUUUAAUGUUUUACAACAAAAAGGAGUUAUUUAAAUUGAAGUUUUUUAAUAAUACUUUAUUUGAAAAUUUUAAUAAAAACAAGGAUGACAUAGUUGAAUUGCUAAAACACAUAAACACUAAAACAACUAAAGAAAUAUUUGAAAAAAUACCUUUGGACCCUGAAGCGAAUCGUAUAAACCAAUACAGCUCAAUAAUAAUUAUGUCUCACAUAAUUCCUGAUAUAACUUGCCUGAACCAAACAAUCUUCAACAUAUUUGGCAAUUUAUUGAAACCAAAUAAUGACAAAAGUUUAUUGGAAAAAGCCCUGGGCAAAAUAGUGUCUUUAAAACAAUGCCUCCAGCUGAUUAUAAUGAAACUAGUUGAUAAAAAUCUAGAUUGGGCAACAAUGGAUUUUAUAAGCAACAAUAAAUACACUCUUUUAGUGAGCCAAUUAAGUGUAUUGGCGUUUAGUAACAAUGGAAGCAAAAUUGAAAGUGUUUUCAAUAAAUUUUUGAAUCAUAUUUCUUCAGAUAUGGCCCUUAAGAGAAAUGUUUCCUUGAAUGUGUGUGUUUCUGGAAUAAUAAGUGAGGCAAUUGUAAUAAAUCUUAUGAAAUUUACCCAAGACAAGCUAGUUGAUGAAACUUCAGACAAAAUCACUUUCCAGUAUUUAUUAGCUUUACUUAACAAUCCAAGCAAAAAUAUAAGAAUCCAGGCUUUUGAUUUAGCUGAAAGUUUAUUGAAGCAAUCCAAAAACACAUUUUUACGAGAUUUAUUAAAAUACAAAGAAGAAAUAAUAGUAGACCAUCAACAAAUGGCCUUAACAUGCCACAGUUUGAUGGGUAUCAAAAAUUCUAGUGUUUUGGCUGAUUUACUAAAAGCGACUUGCUCAAAAGACAUUCCCAUUUACACCAAAGCAAAUAUUGUUAAGGUUUUAACACAUAUAAAUUCCUAUGAGAUGUGUGAGAAAUUUUGCAAGCACUUUUUGGAGCUUUUUGCAAACAAGUUGCAAUUUAACGAGCUGGAAACUGAAAUAAUCACCAACCUAAUUGAUAGGUUUGAUUUGAAAAUUAUGCCUCAAACAACUUUAACUAGCAGCAUUUGGAAGUUUGUUAAUUUUGUUUUGAAAACAAACAAAAUCGUGACAAUUAAUUCAGAAAAGGUCUAUUUGCCUAAUAUACUUUUGAAUCAACUAUCUAAAGACAUUUAUGGGGUUCUUAGGGAAGAUGUUUUGGAAAAGCUGCUGGACAUUAUAUGCGAAAUUGCUGUUUUAUCUGAAGACCCUGAGGCCGUUUCUUCGGCUAAUAAAAUAUUCAAGCAUAUGGACUUGAAUGCUAAACUUAUAUCAAAUUUACUUAAAAAUAUGGCUGAAGUACAAUCCAUCAGAGCCUCCUCAACAAAAAGACGCAUCAACGUUGUGCCUACUGCUGAUAUUUUAGACACAAUGCAAUGGAAAAAAGGCAUUUGUGCUCUGGAAUUCAUUCAAGGCAAAAAGAAAAUUAGAAAUGGACAUUGUUUAUUGCCUUUGUUGUUUGAUAUUUUGAAAAAGUGUUUGGAUUUUGAAGAACAAGCUGCUGUAGAGUAUCCCAAACAGCUUACACUGUCUUUAAUUUUGCUGGUUUGUACUAAGCUAGAAGAUGAGGAAAUUUCUGAGAAGGAUUUCAAUAUUGAAUUAGUUAUUCAGUGUAUAAGGGCAUCACAAAAUCCCCAAACUCAUUAUCAUGCCUUAUUAGCUCUAGCCCACGCAGCUAAAUUCGUACCAAACGAAGUUCUACAUCACGUAAUGGCUGUGUUCACAUUCAUGGGCUCAACAUUAAUCAGACACGACGAUGCUUACAGUUUCGAGAUUAUAUCGAAAAUUGUCGACACAAUUGUACCUAUUUUGGUAAGCGGAAAUCAGAUUUCGAAAAUUGUAGAUGUUUUGAGAGUUUUCGUUGGUGCUUUGCUCGACGUCCCAGAACACAGGAGGAUUCCGUUGUACUCGAAACUAUUGAACAAUAUUAAUACUAAGGCUAAUUUUCAUUUGUUUUUGUUGCUGGUCUUGGAAGCUGAAGUUUUUCAGAGUGCCAGGGAAAAGAAGAAAAUUGAAAAAGGUUCAACAUCACAAAGAAUCAAAAUAGCCCUCAACCUCUGUCAAGAAUUUUCACCGGAAAUCACCUUACGCGCCUGCGUCCUCUUGUCCAAAUACGUCAACGAGCUACCAGACGAAAAAGAUGAUGUUACUAUGCGAACCGACAAAGUCCUAAUAAACCUCUCAAAUUACAACGCCAAACAAUUCCGCCACUACAAAUACAUUAUUAUUACGUUUUUGUCGAAUUUGCUAUCAUCGAAAAUAUUUGUUAAUAAGGUGUCAGUGCUCACCAAUACAGAAAACAUCCAAAUGGAGCCGUUAUAUAAGGAGCUUAUUAUAAAUGUUUUGGCUUACAUACAAAGAAUCCAAAAAAUAUGUGAUAAAUCAGCUACUGGCCCUCAAUCCCUGUAUUGGAAAACUGUACUAUAUCACAGCUAUGACCUUUUGGAUAGCGUUAACGACCUAUUAACUCCGCACAUGUUUUUGUUGGUAAUCAACGGACUUUUAGCUCACAGCAUCCUAACAGUCAAAAAAAGAGCUUUGGAAUUAUUGAACAACAAAUUACAAUAUAAUUUGAAUGGGUUCAGUAUUAAUGACACAAACGAAUUGUGUAUUUUAAUCAAACCUAUUAUUUUGAUUAUUGAAUUUAUCGAACAAGAUAAUCUGCAAGGAGAUCAAGAAACUUUAAUCCAAACCGCAUUGUUAUCUUUGAAACUAAUUGUGAAAACCCUCGGACCUGAGGACCCAGAAAAAUUCGUACAGAUUUUAGAUUUUGUUGCCAGUAUUCUAAAUUCUGGUAAAGCUAAGGACAAUGUUCUAGCAUCAGUGAUUCUAUGCCUUGCCGAACUAUGCAUAGUUUUACGAGGACAUGGUAUUUCGAGCCUAAACUCAUUCAUGCCUGCGUUUUUGAGAAUAUUGAAGAGCCAAAAACACCAAGAAACUACUAGCAUGCUUCUGCUCAGCGUUGUUACUACAAUAAAUAAAUUGCUGGAUAGUUUUGCAGCAUUUUUGAGCCCUUAUUUAACGAAGCUUAUAUGUGAAACAUCGAUUUUGAUGAGUAAAUGGAAUUGUUUGGAAGAUGAUCCCAAAUCACAAGCUUUAGUUACAAGAUUGAAUGGAAUUAAAAAAAAACUGAGUGUUGCAAUACCAGCAAGGAUUCUAAUACCCACCAUUGAGGAGUGUUAUAAUGUUUUGUCUGCUAAAAAAUACUAUAAUGCUUUGGUUGCUCUAGCGGACAUUAUGGAAGAACAACUUGGAAGCUUGCAGUUUUCAGAUAUCAGUCCAAAUAUGAACGAACUUAAUAAGUUCUUUUUUAAAACUUUACAAUUCCGUUGCGAUAGUGAUGUAUCGUUGGAAAUUGCCAAUUUGGUUGAAGAUAAAGCAGUGAAAACUUUAACGGUGUUUAUUUUGAAGUUAUCUGAGAGCACUUUUAGGCCUUUUUAUUUGAAACUGUACGAUUGGGCUGUUAGGAAUAAUACGAAAAACCCUGAGAGGUUGAUAACGUUUUAUCACUUGUCCGAAUAUAUUGGCCAGUCAUUGAAGGGACUAUUUGUUUUGUUUGCUGGCAAUAUUUUAAAUAAUUUAGCAGAGAUUUUGCGUACAAUUAACUCACAGAAGCAAUAUUUUGAGGACCAAAACAAAACACUUUUAUUGUUGAAGUUUGUCUUGAAAACACUGCAAGUUAUUUUUACUUAUGAUAACAAAAAGCUUAUGAAUAGAGACAGGUUUGAGCUGCUUAUGCAGCCUUUGGUUGACUUACUGGAAAAUUAUAAUAUUGAUGGAAAUAUGGCAGAAUUAGUUAAACGCAACGAGCAACUAAUAACGCCUACAAUAGUCCAAUUUUCUUUGGCAGUAGCCGAUGACGCUUUAUGGAAAGAAAUGAACUAUCAAAUAUUACUAAAAAUGCGCAAUCCCAAUCCAGACAUCCGGCUGAUAGCUUUGCAUUGUCUUACAGAAGUAGUGGCGAAAUUGCGCGAAGACUUUUUGCCUUUGUUACCAGAAACUAUACCGUUUUUGGCUGAAUUAUUGGAAGAUGAAGACGAGAGAGUGGAGAAAUCUUGUCAGAAAGCUAUAAGGGAAAUGGAGAAGGUUCUAGGGGAACCUUUGCAGAAGUACUUUUAGGUUUUAGGAAUUAAAAAUGACUUAAUAAAGUGUUUGUUUUUUUUUGAUUUGGGUGUUUUAAAUUUGAGUUUGUUUGCCAUGAGGCCCAAAUUGGUGGGUGGAAAUCUGCUUCUUUCUGCAAGGGAAAAUAGGAUAUUCCAGAUAUAAGGUGAAAUGUAGCCUUGUGUUUCAAGAAAUAAUAUGAAAAAUGUUUUUUUUUUUUUUUUUGUAUUUUUAUAUCAGAAAAUACAUUUUUAAUAUAAUAGAUAAAUUAACAUUAGAUAAAUUCGAGUAUAAAUUAUUGUAACAAGAUAAAAUAACAGCUUAUAAAAUGAGUUUUUGAGCGUUAAAAAAAAAGCACAUAAUAAAAUAUCUAUAGUUUACUUUUGAGCACAUUUUCUUUCCAAUUUGUGAUAUCUUGCCACCAACUGGGUCUGGCCAUUGCAUAUGGAGAUCUGAACAUUGCAG